Suillus clintonianus is the source of this 1958-nucleotide messenger RNA. RefSeq names its product nucleoside hydrolase. NCBI's taxonomy places the organism in Eukaryota, Fungi, Basidiomycota, Agaricomycetes, Boletales, Suillaceae. The transcript is spliced from 8 exons. Gene Ontology annotation, molecular function: purine nucleosidase activity. Gene Ontology annotation, biological process: purine nucleoside catabolic process. Bases 446 to 1759 code for a protein of 437 amino acids. Gene Ontology annotation, cellular component: cytosol. The record is from RefSeq and is a predicted model, not a curated record.
ACAAUAAUUAUACGGUUCUGUAGCUAUGUGUGUCACUGGAGAGCUUCAGUUGACACAAGAACGAAAAGUGUUCAAAUGAUGCUGCCAGAGGGAUGCAUGACGCAAAAUGUUAGAAACAGUAGAGAGGGUGUCACACUUUGUCACAGCGUCGGUUUUGCAAAACUGAACGUCCCGUCAUAUAUCAUACUAGUUGUUGCGUGUGCUAUGAGGCAUUUUGCAACUCUCUAUUGCAAUUGUUUUGCAACUCUGGCCCAAUGAUAGUAUGACAUAUCUAUCUUCGUGCAGUGUUCGGCUAGGUUCCCAUCAGGCACUGUCGUAAUAUCUUCCGGUCAACGUUUGAGGGUCUCAAUAAAAUGAUAAAGACUCAGAGUGCUUUCUGAUCUGAUUGAUAAAGGGCCCAUUUCCUGCUUGCGUUGAUUUUAUCUAUAGGAAGUUCUGAUAAACCAUGGACGGGAGGACCAGGACGCCAGUCAUCAUCGACACGGACCCCGGCGUGGACGACACUCUAGCUAUCCUAUUUGCUAUCGCAUCCCCCGAACUUGAAAUCAUCGCAUAUAUCGUUUCAUUCGGGAAUACCGAUGUUCACGCUGCUUAUGAUAAUAUCUACAGGCUCUAUCAGGCGAUAGGGCGCCACAUUGCGCUGCAUCCUGAAGAUGCAGCGAGGUUUCCAAAUUUCUCGCCUACGGUCCCGCCCCUCCUUGCAGUUGGACCAGAAGGACCUUUAGAAGGUGGACGGCACUUUGCCCAAUACUUCCACGGCCGUGAUGGCUUAUCGAAUAUAAGCGAACGCCACCCUGACUUGAAUGUCGACCUCGAAAAUUCAUCUUUCUGCGACAACUUCCAACCAGUGAAAGAAUCAGGCGUCGAGGUUGCCUUGCGUUUACUAGAGUCGCGCCCCGACAGAAGCAUCACAUAUGUGGUUCUGGGCCCUAUGACCAACCUGGCACAACUUGUGCGCGAACAUCGUCAAACAGUUGUGGAUAAAAUUGGUCGAGUCAUUUGUAUGGCAGGAGCCUUAGAUGUUCCCGGAAACACUACUUCAGUCGCGGAAUUCAAUGUUUAUGCCGAUCCUUAUGCGGCAAGAGAACUUUUGAUACCCACAGAUAUCACCAGCGGUCUCCCGCUUGACAGAGUGAUAAUCGCUCCCUUGGAUAUCACUAGUAACCACGAACUCCCCUUCCCUCACUAUUGCCAGAAGGUAGACCCUGCGUUUAAGUCUACAGCCCAACCAUCGAACGCAGAUGGUAAAUCACCGCUUGUCCACUUCACCAGCUCUGUCUUCGAACGCACGAGGGAAAUCAUGCUCGAGUGGGGAAAGGACGCUAUGGAGUUGCACGAUAUUGUUGCCAUCUGGUGCGCCAUCGAGAACCCACCUGAAAUCAAUCCAGUUCGCGGUCUUCCUGGAAUGUCAACUGGAUGGGUUGUAGCUCAGCGGACAUUCGAUAUCGAACGGACCGGAGAGAUUACUCGUGGCAUGUUUGUCACUGACCGAAGAGAGGAGACUACUACAUAUGCACCAGGUGCCAAUCGGGCAGAGGUUCAGGCUCAGCUAGACCUGCGUCAUCUCGGGCACGGGCUCCUGGAGUCUACCGCGCUGCCUGCGAGAGUAAACAUAGAAGACCCGACAUUGUUAGCGGGAGGUCAAGGUGAGGUUGGACUCGAGCAGAAAGAACGGAAAGGCGUAGCAUGCCUCGUAGAAACACCAGGGCCAAGUGUUCUCCUUCAACUAUUGACACGUAGGGUCUGGGGCAUCCAAUGAUUUUCAUCUACAAAUGUAAAUCGAUACAUCCUACGAACAGAAACUCUGAUCAUCACGAUUGUACCAUCUACAUACACAUCAAACAAAUUAUUAGGGGCUGUAAUUCGAUUCGUCGGGAGCAGAACUCUAGGUAUGAGGGCAAUCAUAUAAGACUGGUGCAGGUAGUGUUCUUCUGUCGGACAACGACAUAAGUCCAAGG